CAGCAAAGCUGCUGCUUUUUCCCCCCUAUAGAGAGCCUCCAGGGCAACCCUUUAUUUUCUUAAAAUAACUGCAGGCGUUCUGAACCCUUCCCAGCCCAGGUGCACAAAAGCCGCCUUGUGCGGCCGGAGGACCUUGGUGCUGGUGACUCCAGGUCUUUGCACUAUGUGCUGAUGACAAAGGACAAUUGUUGAGUGGGGAGGGUGGGGGCUGCUUUUUUGGGAGCACCUUCCUUUUAUAGUAAACAGCAGUUGCCCUUGCAGCUCUGCCCACCCCUCUGGUGCAAGACCCGCCAGCUCAGUAUAUAAGCAGUGGGAGCCAGGGUCGCCUUUUGUUCCUCGGCCCUCUGCCUCCCCACCGUGCUGCUCAUCCCAGCUCGUGCCACAAGUGAACCGAAGCCAUGGCCCCCAAAAAGCCGGAACCCAAGAAAGAGGCCGCCAAGCCAGCUCCGGCUCCUGCUCCUGCCCCAGAACCACCAAAAGAACCUGCUUUCGACCCCAAGAGUGUGAAGAUUGAAUUCAACUCUGAACAGAUUGAAGAGUUCAAAGAGGCCUUCAUGCUGUUCGACAGGACCCCAACGGGAGAGAUGAAGAUCACAUACAGCCAGUGUGGCGAUGUCAUGCGAGCCCUGGGACAGAACCCAACCAACGCAGAGGUCUUAAAGGUGCUGGGGAAACCAACACCCGAAGAAUUGGGCGCGAAGAUGCUGGAUUUUGAAACCUUCCUCCCAAUGCUGCAGCACAUUGCCCGAUCCAAGGACCAGGGGACUUAUGAGGACUUUGUGGAAGGGCUGCGCGUCUUCGACAAGGAAGGGAAUGGCACCGUCAUGGGGGCUGAACUGCGCCACGUCCUUGCUACUUUAGGGGAGAAGAUGACGGAGGCUGAAGUAGAACAGCUAAUGGCAGGGCAAGAAGAUGCCAAUGGCUGCAUCAACUACGAAGCUUUUGUCAAGCACAUCAUGUCUGGUUGAAGAUGGAAUCCUUAAAGUUCUUGGGAGGAGGGGGGAAAAUCCAUCCAGCAAGAAUUUCUUACCUCAUAUCCCGCACACCUCUACAUUGCCCAGGAGCUGCAUUUGCCACAAGGCAUGUAAGAGGGACUCUCCAUUUCCACAGUGUAACAGCCUCUGUAUAUAAAGAAUGCAUGCUCCUGCAUCAGUUUUAAACCUUUAUUUAUUAUUUCGGUUGUGUCCAUUCUUCUUUCCUUCUGCUACAUUUGGUCCAUUGAAAUUAAAACGUCUGCGCACACAGAUACCAUUUCCGUUUAA
Podarcis muralis (Common wall lizard) is the source of this 1262-nucleotide messenger RNA. RefSeq names its product myosin light chain 4 (gene MYL4). Gene Ontology annotation, molecular function: calcium ion binding. The record is from RefSeq and is a predicted model, not a curated record. Gene Ontology annotation, cellular component: myosin II complex. NCBI's taxonomy places the organism in Eukaryota, Metazoa, Chordata, Lepidosauria, Squamata, Lacertidae.